This is a messenger RNA of Solanum lycopersicum (tomato), 1919 nucleotides long. Its product is annotated as receptor-like cytosolic serine/threonine-protein kinase RBK2. Gene Ontology annotation, molecular function: protein kinase activity; ATP binding. The record is from RefSeq and is a predicted model, not a curated record. Gene Ontology annotation, biological process: protein phosphorylation. NCBI's taxonomy places the organism in Eukaryota, Viridiplantae, Streptophyta, Magnoliopsida, Solanales, Solanaceae.
CAAAAUGUUACUUGUGUAUUAUCAAAAAGAAACUAAUUAUUGCUAAAAAUGCUUAUUACAUAGCUUUGAUUUGUAUGGUAUACAAGUAUCUAUCUAGCUGAAUGCUGAUCAUUUCUAUACUAUGAUAGAACAAAAAACAGGGGUACAAUAUCAUAGAAUUUCAAAAAAAAUCCAAAUUUCUUCCAUGCUUUGCGAUUAGUUAUACUUUCCUAGAUGCAAUGCCGAGGAAUGUAUGAGAGGGAAGUGUGAUUUAAUAUGUUUGAAUAAUUUAGUUUGGUUGAUAUUUUAUAGGAAAUCUGCUAAGGGAAUCAGUAUGAAUGCAGAACAUACCUCAGCAUCUGCUCAAGACCUUAGAAUGUUCGAGAUGGAAAGGGAGAAACAUGAUGAUGGUUCUCCAGGAGGAGUUAUGGAAGUGGGCAUCAGAAACACAGAGAAUGGUUCCAUUUCUCCUACAGACAAACCUUCAGGUUCUCGAACCAGGUUGUCAAAUCCACGAACGUCUUCUCGCUGGCAUAAGUUCUUCAAGAUGUGGAAGAGAAGUUCUGUCAAGAGAUUACCUUCUUUUCCACCGUUAGCUGUGCCAACUAUGUCGACAAGGAAAAGCCGAAGUGCGAGGGAGAAUGUGGCAGCGGGAAUCUACCACUUCACAUCAUCCUGGAAGAACUUCAGCCUAUCUGAACUGAAAAGCGCAACCAACAAUUUUAGCAAAGAUAACUUGAUUGGCAAAGGAGGGUAUGCUGAAGUUUACAAGGGUUGUUUACCUGAUGGUCAGCUUAUCGCGGUUAAGUGCCUCAAUAAGGGUACAGAAGCGCAGCAGGAACAAAGUUUCCUAUGUGAAAUAGGUACUAUAGCACACGUGGACCAUCCUAAUACUGCAAGGAUGGUUGGUUAUGGAGUGGAAGGAGGGACAUACCUAGUUCUUCAGUUAUCUUCUCAAGGGAGCUUAGGAUCAUUUCUUCGUGGCUCAAGAGAAAAACUAGAUUGGGCUGCCAGGUACAAAAUAAUAUUUGGAAUAGCAAAUGGCCUAAUGUACCUUCACGAGAAUUGCCAAAGGCGGAUUAUACACAGAGAUAUUAAAGCUGAUAAUAUUCUACUUACGGAGGAUUUUGUGCCUCAGAUUUGUGACUUUGGCCUUGCAAAGUGGCUUCCUAAAGAGUGGACACAUCAUAAUGUGGGCAAGUUUGAAGGCACAUUUGGUUAUUUUGCUCCGGAGUAUUUUAUGCAUGGCACAGUGGAUGAGAAAACUGAUGUAUUUUCAUUUGGUGUGCUGCUAUUGGAGAUAAUAACUGGAAGGCAAGCACUAGAUGAUUCACAGCAGAGCCUUGUGAUUUGGGCAAAGCCUUUACUCCAUAAGCACAAUGUCAAAGAACUAAUUGAUCCUGUUCUUGGUGAUAACUACAAUCCAAAAGAGAUGAACCGCGUUAUAAUAACUGCUGGCUUAUGUGUAGAACAGAAUCCACUUAUGCGGCCUAGAAUGAAUCAGGCUAUCGUCCUAAUGAAGACUGAAGACGACUGCUACAAACAUAACUUCCAGCGAAAGAGGACAUAUUCAGAAGAACUCUUGGAUGCAGCUGAGUACAACUCAACGAAAUGCCUGAAUGAUUUUAAACAGCUUAAUCUAAGAAGUUCAGUUUCUGAUAACAACAUGAAGACCUCAGCAGCCUAGCUAGAAUUGGUAACUUAGUUACAGCUUAGAGAAAAUUUUUUUAUUAAUACUCAUAUAUAUGUACUUUCAAAUAAUGAUCUCUGUUUUUUGUAUGGAAUUUUGAGGAAAUAGGUAGAAAGGGCUUCACUCUUUCAAAUGUCAUGGGAAACAUAGUGAAGUGAGUAAACUCUCAUUAGGUAAUGCUUGUAUAUAUUAGACAUAUGGAAACUAUAUUGUAAGUUAAAUGGUUCAAUGUGUGUAUUUAUUCUUUAAA